UUUGCUUCAACCGUUAAAAACUUUAUCCCCACCCUGUCACUUCCUCCCCACCCUGCUAGGAGGGGGGGGUUGGGAAGUGAACUACGGUACAGUACACCAGCUGCAGGUAUUGAUUUUCUUACUCCGGUACGAUGAUGGUGGGUCACCUCUUCCCGACAUGCAACAAGGUUUUUGGUGCGGCGGCCAGACCCGUACAGCGCAUUAUAAUUUCUGCUUAUCCACCACUGCAACACAUGUAACGAUAAUUCAAGGUACGGGUCGGCCCUCCCAACCACUGCAAGCAUUUAAUUUUCCUCCCGCACGUCACGGUCUGGAGGCACGUGGACUACAGGACGGCUCCUAAUGGAUCACCGCCGGACGGUUCGAUACCUCUACUCCCGGGGGUUGUUCGUGUGUUUGUGCGAGUGUGAACGACGAGCGGUCAUAAAAUGGAUUCCAGUAAAGUUGAAAUUACUUUAGCGAGCCCCAUGCCCUGCAUCUUCACCGGCGUUAAGGUACACUCCGACAUGCCAGACCCGGUGUGGUUAGAACUUUCCUGCCUAGUUGCGUUUUUUUUGUUGCAAUGGAAUAAAAAUAGCAUAAAUUUAGGCGAAGCUUUUCCAACCCGGGCUAAGUAGUACUCACUGUGCGGUGUGCAUGGCUGGUUGUAAUGCGGGCUCGGCGUGAAUGUAAUCAACGUUCUGAAUGACUCGCCUGCAGCAACACGAACGAACCUUCCCUCCGAACCAGACGUUGCGUGUAUGUGUGUCGAUUCCGAACCAUUGAACGUUGCUUUAAACGGCGGGAAAGCAACAAAAAACGCCCGGUGAACUGAACGUAGUAGCUUCAUAAAGUUCAGGUGUCUGGACACUCGCUGACGUGCACAAUAUGUGGCAAUCAAGUCCUGUCCGGUGAGUUGCCUUUGCUUUUUGCUAUCGCGUGCAGCACCUCUUUUCCCGGUGAAAAUAGUAUCGCAAUUGAAGGGGGUAGACAAUCAUUCGCCCGAUGGGAAUACUACCUAGAUACGGCUGUAAUUUAAUCGAUAUAGCAUCGAUUCCCGUUGCUAGGAGGAACGCGAGGAAAACUUCGCCCAACGAUAGUGGACGCUCUGCUUAGGCAAACAGUUGCAUUUCGUUUGCCGUUAGUGUUUGGUCCCAAAUUUACCGUGCAGCACAAUGCCGAAGGAAAAGAAGCCGAAAAAACCGAAAAAAGCCGUCCCGGAGAUACAGCCCGUCGAUGGCUUAAGUGCGGUGGAUCGUCAGUUCUACGAAAUCACCAUCAACGAUCUGAACCAAAAGUUGGCCCGUCUCCGCACGCACAAUGUGAAGAUUGAGGAGCGCAACGAGGACCUCGAAAGUCGGCUCAAACAAAUCGAGGAAGACCGGGCCGAUGUGACGGCCUACCUGGACCGAACGCUGCAGGAAAAGGUGGGCACCAUCGUGGAGCUGGAGGACAAGCUGAGCGAGCUGUCGAAGGUGCGGGAUCAGGAGAAUGAAGAGUGCCGCAAGCAGAUUAACGCUCUCGACGGGAAGUAUAAGGCGAUGCACGAACAGCUCACGUCCGAGAUAAAGCUGCUGACCGGCAAGCUAAACUCGAUGGAAGAGUUCCGACUGCAGCGCGACGAGCUGAUGGCCAAGUUCGAUGCACAGGACAGUGAGCUGAAGGAGCAAAACAAGCGGCACAAGUCCACCCUCUACGAGAUGGAACGCAAGGUGAUACUGGAUAAGGACCGGCUACGUAAGGAUGUGGAGAACAAGCUACUUCAGCUAUCGACCGAGUUCACAAAGUCGUCUGAAAUUCGAGUAGCCGCUCACACGCAGCGCUUGGUGCGAGAAAACAUCGCCCUAAACAACGAGAUGGAUCGCAUGAUCUACACCCAGGAACGCAUGCAAAAACAAUUCACCGAACUCCGCAAACAGAACACGGAGCUUCGAAACCAGGCGGAGAUAGAUCUGGUCGAGAAGCAGCGACUGAUGCAGACCUGCCAAGAGCGGCUAGAAACGAUCAAGCAGCUGACGGAUCAGUUCGAAACCGUGCUGCAGAAGAAUGGCGAGCUGAACGCGUUCCGGCUGCGUGCCGAAGAGCUGGAGACGGAGAACAAGACCACCCGCAAGGACUACAACCAGCUGCGGCAGAAGGUGCGUGUACUGGAGCAGUACAUCCACUACAUCAACUCCGAUCGGCAGGGUUUGCGCUCGGACUCGGAUCACCACCGGCGAGAGUUUGAGCGCAUCUCGGACAUUCUGAAGACGGUCCGCUACACCGUACGGUCAGCGUUCAAGGGCGAAGAGGAAGACUCCGACCUACCGUACCAGGAGAUCAAGCGAAAGCGGCUCAUUGCCGACCUGCUCAACACACUGAACGAGCUGGAGAUGCAAUCGAAGGCGGACCAAUCGGUUGAGACGAUCGUCGCCUCGCUGACGGACGUGUACGAUCAGGGUGAUCUUGGCGUUAUCCCCCGCGAAUCCAUGGACACCAUCCUGAGGAAAACGCAGGGCUGCGAGGAAGCAAGCGAAUCGGCCAUUAUCAGCUCCAGCACGACUGCUUCGUCGGUGGGCGAAGGAGAUCGUGCGGAGGGCGUCAGCAAAACGACACUCGCUGGAGCCAGCGAGGACGAGGCGGCCAUUAUUGAUGUUGUCAGUGGUUCGCGGCUCGUGUUUCUGGGUUCGAACGAAUCGCUCGAGGAGGAGGAGGAGGGUGACGGUGAGGGUGGGGAAGGCGCCAGCGAGGAGGAGGAGGAGGGUGACGAUGAGGAUGGCGCAGGUGGCCAGGCGAAGAAGAAAGACGAUGAAGUGGAGGAUGAUGGAGAGUUUGGAGAUGAGGAGGAAAGUCAGCAACAGCAGCGGCAAGGUUCGGCCAUGGACGAUAAGGACGGCAUCAUUGUCGACGCACCGGAGUCGAUCGAGGACGAAACGAUCGAGUUUGCUGGUUCGAAGAGUGAUUCGGAUUGAGAAUAAAGAUCCGACCUUGGGUGGAUCGGCCAAUAAA
Anopheles stephensi (Asian malaria mosquito) is the source of this 2967-nucleotide messenger RNA. RefSeq names its product cilia- and flagella-associated protein 157. Gene Ontology annotation, cellular component: ciliary basal body; cilium. NCBI's taxonomy places the organism in Eukaryota, Metazoa, Arthropoda, Insecta, Diptera, Culicidae. The record is from RefSeq and is a predicted model, not a curated record. The transcript has a single exon. The coding region runs from base 1155 to 2930 and encodes 591 amino acids. Gene Ontology annotation, molecular function: microtubule binding.